Molecule: messenger RNA, 3727 nt
Organism: Bufo bufo (common toad)
Lineage: Eukaryota; Metazoa; Chordata; Amphibia; Anura; Bufonidae
Product: probable cation-transporting ATPase 13A5
Exons: 30
Coding region: 66-3650 (1194 amino acids)
Biological process (GO): polyamine transmembrane transport; intracellular calcium ion homeostasis
Cellular component (GO): late endosome membrane
Molecular function (GO): polyamine transmembrane transporter activity; P-type transmembrane transporter activity; ATP hydrolysis activity
Source: RefSeq, a predicted model, not a curated record
GUAGGAAUUCAGUCUUGCCUCAUUCCCAUGCUGAGCUUUGUACUGUGUCACUGGUACGCAAAGGAAUGGCAGGAAAUCAUGCUGUGCUUAAUGAAGGAGAAGAGAAUGAAAUGGAGAUAUUUGGAUACAAAUCAGAGAGGUGGAGAAAAGUUCUGAGUCUUCUGGGUUACAUAUUUUCUUUAGGACUCCUUAAAUUGGUCUUUUAUUGGAAGCCAGAGCUGGAAGUUUGGGGUCAUUGUGUUCCAUGUAAUUUAGCAGACGCUGAUACGAUCUUGCUACGAACAACUGGAGAACUUAAAGACUACAUAAAGAAGUUAGUGAUCCAGGUCAGACUUAACAGAACAAUGAAACCUGGGUAUCCAGUAAUAAGUGAUGAAAAUUCUAUUAUAUGCAGAUCUAUAAUGGAGCCAGAAGGGAAGGUCAGAUACAUACAAGUGCAAAAAAUACGUUAUGUUUGGAUUCCCUCUGAGAACAAGUUUGUGAAAACUGGUGUUCUGGAGAAAAGCCUCUCUUGCUCAGACAUACAUUCAAAAUAUGGUUUUGGCCUGACGAAAGAAGAACAGGAAGUCAGGCAACAGAUCUGUGGACUAAACACAAUUACAGUGAAGAUCAUCCCUGUCUGGAAACUACUGUCAAAAGAGAUUUUCAACCCAUUUUAUGUAUUCCAAGCCUACACUUUAACUAUAUGGAUAGCUACAUCAUACAUUGAAUAUAGCUUAUCUAUUUUAUGUAUGACCAUCAUAUCUAUUUCUGCCACAGUAUAUAAUUUAAGAAAGCAAUCAGUCAAGCUGAACAGAAUGUCAACAUCCUAUAACAGCAUUUUGGUUUCAGUACUUCAUAAGAAUGGAGAGCUUGAAGAAGUAUCGUCUGAGUCUUUGGUUCCGGGGGAUGUCAUUGUUUUAGGUGGAAACAAGCUUUUCUUACCAUGUGACGCCAUUUUAAUCAGUGGAGGGUGCACUGUGAAUGAGGCAAUGUUAACUGGUGAAAGUAUUCCUGUGACAAAAACACCACUUCCAAACAUAAACAACUCUAUUCCAUGGAUGACAUACAGUGGUGAGGAUUACAAAAAACAUGUUCUUUAUUGUGGAACUGAGGUCAUCCAGGCUAAAAGAAACAAUCAAGAUCUUGUAAAAGCUGUUGUCCUACAAACUGGAUUCAAUACUGCAAAGGGAGAUCUAGUAAGAGCGAUUCUGUAUAACAAACCGAUGAAUGUGAAACUGCAUAGAGAGGCCAUAAGAUUUCUUAUGGUUCUUGUAGCUUUUUCUAUUCUUGGAGUAAUCUAUACCGCAGCUGUGUACAUAAAGAAUGGGGCCAGUGUUUAUGACACUGUAGUAAUGUCACUUCUGAUGCUAACAGUUGGGAUUAAUGCAGCCCUCCCAGCAUCUCUUACACUUUGUCUUCUGUAUGGUCAAACAAGGCUAAAGAAAAAGGGAAUCUUCUGCAUCAGUCCUCAAAGGAUCAAUUUAGCUGGGCAGCUGAAUCUUGUAUGUUUUGAUAAGACUGGCACUUUGACAGAAGAUGUCUUGGAUUUGUAUGGUGUUCUUCCUUGUGAGAAAAACAGUUUUCAGGAUAUAAUACUUUUCACAUCAUCUAAUAAUCUAUGUUGGUGCCCAAUACUUCAAGCAAUGACAAGUUGUCACUCACUUAUCACAUUGGAUGGGGAGUUACAGGGAGAUCCAUUGGACUUAAAGAUGUUUGGUGGAACAGGUUGGGAAUUUGAAGAAUAUAAGGCAAAAAUCAAAGAAGAUGACCAUUUAAAUAGCUGUGCAAUGGUAAAGCCUGGACCUACUGUUGCAAAGGCACCAGUGGAAGGAAUCCUUAUUCUGCACCAGUUCCCAUUCUCCUCCAGUUUACAACGCAUGUCUGUAAUUACUCAGAUUAUUGGAGAGAGUAACCUGACAGUGUUCAUGAAAGGGGCACCUGAAAUGGUCGUUCACUUUUGCAAAUCAGAAACAGUCCCAGACAGCUUCUCUACGAAACUUGCUGACUACACUGUACAAGGCUUCAGAGUAAUUGGGCUAGCAUAUCGGACAGUGUUAAAAGAAGGUCUACCAGAGUUUGCAGACAUAGACAGGGAUGUAGUGGAGUGUGACCUCACAUUUCUUGGCUUGUUGAUUCUGGAAAAUCGACUUAAACCAGAAACAAAUUCAGUACUAGAGGAACUCACAGAAGCAAAUAUCAGGGCUGUGAUGGUCACAGGUGAUAACCUUCAGACAGCUGUGACGGUUGGUAAAAAGUCAGGAAUGAUUCCUUCUAACAGUAACAUAAUUAUGUUGGAAGCCUGUGAACCUGAGAAAGAUUUUCCUGCUUCAGUUACUUGGAAAUGUUCGACUGAAAUUCAAGCAAAUGGAAACCACAAGGAUAAAGAGUCACAAUACAAUGUUGGGGAAAGAUUGAUUAAUAUCCCCACUACCUUGGGGAAUCUUCACUUUGCAAUGAAUGGAAAGUCCUAUCAAGUUUUAACUCAACAUUUUUCCAAUUUGCUGCCAAAGAUCCUACUAAAUGGAACUAUUUUUGCAAGAAUGACUCCAAAGCAAAAAUCGAGUCUUGUUGAAGAGCUGCAAAAAUUAGACUACUUUGUUGGUAUGUGUGGAGAUGGAGCCAAUGACUGUGGGGCACUUAAAAUGGCUCAUGUUGGAAUUUCACUGUCUGAAUUAGAAGCAUCUGUCGCAUCUCCAUUUACUUCCAAAAUUCCAAACAUUGAAUGUGUUCCAUUGCUCAUCAAGGAAGGUCGGAAUACUCUUAUAACAUCACUUUCCAUCUUCAAAUUCUUGACUAUGUAUCAGUUCAUUGGAAUUGUUUGCAUAGUAUUCCUUUUUUGGAGACUAACGCUUCUUGGAAACUACCAAUACCUUUUGCAAGAUUUGGCUAUCAACAUCAUAUGUUCCAUUACUAUGAGUUUAAACCGUGCAGCCCCAAAGCUGGCACCUUACAGACCCUCAGGACAACUGUUCUCUCCUCCUUUGUUACUCUCCAUUUUCAUGCAUCUUACUUUUACUGUGAUUGUCCAAGGCACAGCUUUCUUCCUGCUUCAAGACCAGCCAUGGUUCAGUGAAAAUGAUGUCUUCAGCGCAUGCCUUCCAUUAAACUACAGCACAGGAAAUAUUACAGUGAGAGAACGUAGAUUUUCAGAGAACUUUUUUACAACAACCAUGUUUCCUAUAACUGGUUUCCAUCUGAUUAUUGCAGAAAUUGUGUUUGCCAAAGGAAAGCCAUUCCGACAGCCUUUAUAUACUAACUAUCUGUUAUCAACUUUGAUCAUAAUUCAAGUUGCAUUUUAUUUAUUUGUCCUUUUUGCUGAUAUUGACUCUUUCUACACGGCUAUUGAGACUGUGUGUACCCCAUAUUACUGGAGAGUGAACAUCUUGAUCAUGGUCCUUACACUCUUUGUUGUGUCAUAUAUUGCAGAGAUGUGGUUUAUUGACAACAGAGAACUCUGGCUCUGGAUAAAGAGACUAUUCAAGUACAAAUCAAAAAGCCAGUACAGAAAGUUGCAAAGGAAAAUACAGAAAGAUCCAGAGUGGCCUCCACAAAACAGAACAGACUAUGCUGUCCAAUAUAUUUCUGAAGAGGAUUGCAGAAUUGUUGUUUGCAAUAAUUCCCAUUAUAGCAGCGUACCAAAUAGUGAAAAAGAAUCUGAACAAUUAUAACUGCAAUGUGAAUGCAGCAAGUUAGAAAAUAAAUGAAUUGUUCUGUUUGUGAAAUGGUGCUGAACUCAUUAAAAUUG